Thamnophis sirtalis is the source of this 3598-nucleotide messenger RNA. Lineage: Eukaryota; Metazoa; Chordata; Lepidosauria; Squamata; Natricidae. The record is from RefSeq and is a predicted model, not a curated record.
GACAACAUUUAAGCUUAUGGGGAGAAAUGAAGAUGGUAAAGGAAGGUGCCCAUUUGAUCCUGCACAAAGUUAUACAUCAGUCAUGGUUGAUGGGGAUCUUUACUCUGCAACAUCUUACAAUUUUUUAGGAAGUGAACCUAUUAUUUCUAGGAACUCACUGCAAAAUCCACUAAGGACAGAAUAUGCAAUUCCUUGGCUUAAUGAACCAAAUUUUAUUUUUGCUGAUGUGAUAAGAGCUGAUCCAGAAAGCCUUGAUGAAGAUGACGACAAAGUGUACUUCUUUUUCACUGAGGUGUCAGUGGAAUAUGAAUUCCUUAACAAACUGAUGAUUCCCAGGAUAGCUAGAGUUUGUAAGGGGGACCAAGGAGGACAUCGAACUUUACAAAAAAAAUGGACUACUUACCUCAAGGCUCGGUUGUUUUGUUCAGUCCCAGAGAAAAAUUUAUUUUUCAACAUUGUCAAUGAUAUUUUUAUCCUAAAGACUUCAAAUUUAAAAGAACCAGUGAUUUAUGGGGUUUUUACUCCUCAGUUGAAUAAUGUGGGUCUCUCAGCAGUAUGUGCCUACAAUAUUUCUACAGUGGAAGAUGUUUUUGCCAAAGGAAAGUACAUGCAAAGCACCACAGUUGAACAAUCCCAUACAAAAUGGUUGCGAUACAAUGGAGAGAUUCCUAAGCCACGGCCUGGAGCAUGUAUAAACAAGGAGGCCAAAGGAGAAAAUUUUAAGAGUACACUGAACUUACCUGAUAAAACCUUACAGUUCGUCAAAGACCAUCCUUUGAUGGAUGAUUCUGUGACCCCAAUAGGAGACAGACCCAGAUUGAUCAAGCGUGAUGUGAAGUAUACCCAGAUUGUGGUGGACCAAGUCCGUGCAUUGAAUGGCACGUUGUAUGAUGUCAUGUUUAUCGGGACAGAUCAAGGUGCUCUUCACAAAGCAAUCAGCUAUGAAAAUGGAAUGCAUAUUAUGGAAGAAAUUCAGCUCUUCCCAAAUUUUGAUUCUAUUCAGACUCUCUUGCUUUCUUCAAAAAAGGGAAAGCAAUACCUCUAUGCAGGAUCCAAUACAGGAGUAGUCCAGUCACCUGUUGCAUUUUGUGAGAAGUAUAGUACCUGUGUGGACUGUAUCCUGGCAAGAGAUCCAUACUGUGGUUGGAAUCCCCAUAAAUCCCUUUGCGGUGAUAUCUUCAAAGAAAAUGAGAAUAACAGGGAUUGGAUUCAGAAUAUAAGUGGAGAUGCCUCCUCUUGUUCAGAUAAAGUCAGAGAGCAUUCUCUGCAGCACACUUUCGGGCAUGGGAGCACUGCAGAGUUAAAAUGUUCAAAGAAAUCCAACCUGGCACAGGUGGUUUGGAAAUUCAAGGAUGAUGUGCUAAAGGUGGAAAGCCCUAAGUACCGUCUUCUGGAGAAAGCAUUGCUCAUCUUCAAUUUGUCUGAAGGUGACAGUGGCGUUUAUCAAUGCCUGUCGGAAGAAAAAGUGAAGAAUCAAAAGUUUUCACAAGUGUUGGCUAAGCAUGUUUUGGAACUGAAAAAAAUCCAGCAUACCACUCUGAGCCCAAAGCAGCCUAUUCCACAAACAGAAGGUAACAGAGAGGCAUCCAAAAUGGCUUCUUUUCCUACUGAAAGGUUAGCUGUUCACAUUCCAACAAUUUUGCCAGUCACAACAACCAGGAUAGAAACAAAUCCUCUUGUCCCAAUGCUAAUGAGCACUGCCUCCAGUCUUGAACGCACCAAGUCGUUUCUUGAGGUCCCUGAAAAGACCAUGUUUCUAAAAGCAAAUGAUAGUUCCCUUUUGAUGUUUCUCUUUUUGUUCUUUUUUGUGCUGUUCUUGAGUCUGUUUGCCUACAAUUGUUACAAAGGAUAUUUACCAGACCAGUGUCUGAAGUUCCGUUCAGCUAUGCUACUUGGGAAGAAGAAGCCCAAGGCGGAUUUUUCUGAUUGUGAGCAAAGUGUGAAAGAGACCUUGGUGGAGCCAGGCAGUCUUAUGACCCAAAGUGGAGAACAUCCAAAGCCAGCACAUGACACAGGCUAUGAAACCGAAGCAGACUAUGGAAAUGGCCACAUUCAGCAUGAUGAGGACCAUUCGCAAUCUUACAAAGAUGUCAAGGACAAACCUUUUGAUGUUAAGUGUGAACUGAAAUUUGCUGACUCAGAUGCUGAGGCUGAUUAAAGGCAACUGGUCCCAGUUUUUCUGAUGAAAGUUUGAUUAUUAUAUUUUUUUUAAUACACUUCAUUUAAAUGUGAUAACUGGGCCACAAAGGGCUAUCUACAUGUCAUCGAUCUGUAUGUGAUACUUUGUCAUUUCACAACUGGAUUGAACAAAGAACCAUCUGCUGUAUUCUAAAAACCAUUAUGUUCCACAUUUAUUUUUCUCAUGUGUUUGUUGAUUUUUUAUUUUAAAUGGCCAGUUGUAAAUUUCAAACUUUUUUCUCCCUUGAGGUUGAUUUAACAUUUGCACAUACUACUUUAUUUCCUGUUUCCAUAGAAAGUAAAAUUAACUCUUUUUGCAAAUCCAUGCCAAAAAGGAUUUAAGUAGCUACAGCUUGCGUAUAUUUAACUGCUGUUAAAAAUCUAAUUUCAGUUUAAUUCCAAAUUGGAAAUAAUAUUUAGUUUAUCAGAUUGGUAAAUUAUAGGCUUUUUGUCCAGUUUUGGACAUUUCUUUGCAUCUAGUGAUUUAUAAUGCUUAAUGUACUGCCAUCAUUGUAUUUUGUCUGUUAACUAUAGUUGAUGAAAGAAGCAUUUAAGUUUUCCCAAACAGUUUGUGUACUUUUUGUAGAAUAUGCUGUAUAUUGGGACAGGUCUGGAUAGUUUUGCAUAAGGUUCUCAGGGAUAUGUUUUGGUUAAAUGAUUUUGUUUUAUUAUUUUAAGAGAUGGUAUGGUAAUCACUAUAAGUGCUCAAUUUUGGAUUAUGGGGAAAUGUAGCUUAGAAAAGAGUUUUUUUUUUUAAACAAAGGUGUUAGACACUGCCACAUUAACUACAUUUUGGGAUUUUUAAAAGUGGACAAUGGGAGGCCCUGUCACCAAACUACACACAUUUUGAGAGCCUUGUGUGUUUAUAAUGCAGAAUUUGACAAAUAUUUGAUGGAUGUCCCUGAAGAGGUGAAAGAGAAUACUUAUUUUUCAACCUUUUUCACAGUUGGAAAGUAAUCAUAUUACAACACCCAUAGCCAACUUUGCCAAAUAUUUUCACACUUUUGUCACAUCAUCCAUCAACAUUUGAAAAAAGCAAGUGAAGAAACAAGACAGACAAACCAAAACUGCCCAAAAACUCUUUUAUUUCUUCAUGGGUUAAAAUACAUUAAAUGUGGUUCACAGUGGCACUAUUUGUAUGUAAAAUUCUUUUGUGAUGUACAGUUUUAAUACUUGUAUUUUGCUGUCUCUGUGUCUCUCUUUUGUGUUAUAAGAAACAGGGUUAGGAAUAGCAAGAAAUCUCCUUGCUCAGUAGGCAAAUUUAUCCUCAACCCUUUUUUUUUUGUUAACUCCCCAACCUCUCUUAGAUGGUAUUGCUGUGAAUAGUUUUAUAUUUUGUAUGAUUCAUUUUGCUUUUAUUUUUCUAUCUUAACUAUGUAUAUGUGAAAAGGUUAUGGAAUAAAUAUUGAAAUUAAUUGCA